Messenger RNA from Nymphalis io (European peacock), 1053 nucleotides. Its product is annotated as tol-Pal system protein TolA-like. The transcript is spliced from 4 exons. The record is from RefSeq and is a predicted model, not a curated record. The coding region runs from base 1 to 1053 and encodes 350 amino acids. Lineage: Eukaryota; Metazoa; Arthropoda; Insecta; Lepidoptera; Nymphalidae.
AUGUUCUCGGACCGCUCACGUGGUAAAAAACUAGGUUACUUUAGACUUGCUAGACUCGAACGCCUGCUUUCACGACGCGUUCAGCAGAUCUUGGCACUACCGGCUGGCAUGGUUGUUUCCGCAGCCCAAUCUGAUACCCAGGGUGCUGGGCCCCCUCAACUCAGGAUCAGGUCGGUACAUACUAGUGGCACCCAAGUGGAAGAGGUCCUUUUGGAGGCCAGACCUGAGAGAACAUGUCCUCAAACGAUACGUGAAACUCAGAGAUCUGAGCACCAUUCUGGUGGACACAAUGACAAUGAUACCCCCAGCUCAAUGUCAGUGCAAGGGUUUCCGUCAGAGCAAAGAAUAUUAAAGAAACAGCCAUCGCAAUCAGACGAAUUGAUAAAAGAGAAUAAAAUUAGAGAAACACCGCGCGAUUGUAAAGCCAAGUGUGCAUCGAGUAUAGCCCAGAAAGCAGCUGCUGAAGCAAAAGCUGCUCAAGCUGCUCAAAAUGCUGCUGGUGCUCAAGCAGCUCAUAUGGUUAAAACUCAAUUAGCAGAGAAAGCACUUCAAGCAGCUAAAGCUGCUGAAGCCGCACUGGCUGGCAAGCAGGCUGUUGUAGAACAACUUCAACAAGAAGUAAAGGAAGCUGAAGCUGUAGUGGCCGAAAACACUGCAGCUAUACGCCAACAACAAGCUGCUGUUCAUGCAGCUGUACAAGCCGCCCAACAAGCUACAGCACAACACAAAAUAUUGACGCAAACUUGCCAACUUGCUGCUCAGCUUGAAAAAGCGACGCUCUCCGUUUUAGAAAAGGUUAAGUUUGGUUUACAAGAGAAGUGUCACAAUUUGGCCGAAUCUCGGUCUCGGUUGGCUCAUCUUCAACAUAAGCUACAAUGCGCUUGUGCUGAAUGUGCUGCUACUAAGCAAGCUGCUCACUCAGCAUGUGAGGCUGCACGUGCUGCUUGUGGAAAUGCGCGGAGAAAACGCUUGAUUCGAAGAAAUAUUACAGCAAAAAAACGAUAUAAUCGACGAAAAUCAGCCUCAAAUGAAAACAUUCCGAAAAUAAGUUAA